Molecule: messenger RNA, 768 nt
Organism: Fusarium poae
Lineage: Eukaryota; Fungi; Ascomycota; Sordariomycetes; Hypocreales; Nectriaceae
Exons: 2
Coding region: 1-768 (255 amino acids)
Source: RefSeq, a predicted model, not a curated record
AUGUUCCCAUAUACCGAUUCGAGGUUACUGUGGACCUAUUUGGUAAAACGCCAGAUCGUACCGUAUGGGGUGACGAUAGCCUAUAUGAUCGUCGCCUUCCAUUCACAAUAUUCCGACCGCUACGAGAGGACUUGGUUUAAGGUUACGGCGGGUCUCGCCAACUUGGUGGGACAGUUUGUCAUGACCUUUCCCAUGACGACCUGGUGCGCAUGGGAGGCCAAACAGACGAUGCGUGUGCCAGCACUCAGCGCCGAUAUUCGAGACGCCAUCGCAGGUUAUCAUAGCUCUUCAACGGGCGGUACCGUCGCCUUUCACAAGAUCCUCGAGACGUCAAAAAUCAGCCGCCACAUGAGAAGUCAAGUUUCUAAUAUGAACUCCGAUCUUCAUACAGUCAAACGAGUUUUACUUGACGGCUUACCAUCCCACGUCCACGGCGAGGAGCAACAUCCGACUAAUGCUCGGGCGCCUAAAAUGGUAAUUUGGAUGAUGUCGUUCUGCGUAUUCUUGUUCAACUGUUUUUGUUAUGCCACCACUUCGUUCCUCCUCGUCAAGGUUGCAGCAACAUCAGUCUUCGUCCUACUGGUCCAAGGCGACGUAGCUCGCAAAGACCACCAGUCACUUGAAGAUAUGCUCAACAUCUCAAAUCAAAUCUUUACCUCCGGAAAUAUUCUGACGCUUCCGUUUGUUGGAAUCCCAGUGUUGAUCGCUCUCAGAGUUUUUCACUACCGUUUGAUGAAAAAUCUGUGGCCAUUUUGGGUUCUCAAUUAG